GGACCCCCGACCCCCGACGACAGAAGGAUACUUCGUGUGGAGAGGACUGCGAGUUUUCGAAAGAAUGGCGUUAAUUUUCGGGAAUCAAGUUCACAAACACUGUUGGCUUCGCUACUCUUGAGGAUAAGGAAUGGCACUUGUAAGUCCAUCUAAAUGGGAUUAUAAUUCCACCAUCAGUUCCCCAGUCGCUCAAUGUGUUCUACUCGAGAAAAUGAUCCAGAUGAAGCAAGUAACCAGUGUUACGAAAAAUGAGCGACCAAUCCAAUCCGCAAGAAGUGACACGCAAUGUUAAAACUUUGCCGCCGAGCUGUCAAAAGCUCGCUCUUGGAAUGCAACAACGAUGGAACAGAGCAAUACCAGAGAGCGAUUACAUUCAACUGGGAACGUUACGCUACGGAGUGAGACUUUCAAAUCCAAACCUCGUAAGCGCCGCAACGAACGAUGACAAUGGGAUUCCCCCGGCUAACCACGGAAGUGCUCUACAGUCCAGAUUCUCCUCCGACUCGUAUGAUCAGCAUACCAACGGGAGUAGCGUUCUGAGCGCUGGCGGCACCAGCAGUAACAGCAGUCGCGGUGCCAAUGAUAGCUGCUGCUGCAUCGCAACCAAUGGCAUUGAAAUGCCAUGGAAUAGUGGGUACGUGCGAACACGCCUACCUGUACCAAGUGGAUAUUUGG
Messenger RNA from Armigeres subalbatus, 675 nucleotides. RefSeq lists its product as uncharacterized. The record is from RefSeq and is a predicted model, not a curated record. NCBI's taxonomy places the organism in Eukaryota, Metazoa, Arthropoda, Insecta, Diptera, Culicidae. The annotation marks the transcript as partial. The transcript has 3 exons.